This is a messenger RNA of Puccinia triticina, 288 nucleotides long. RefSeq lists its product as uncharacterized. The coding region runs from base 1 to 288 and encodes 95 amino acids. The record is from RefSeq and is a predicted model, not a curated record. NCBI's taxonomy places the organism in Eukaryota, Fungi, Basidiomycota, Pucciniomycetes, Pucciniales, Pucciniaceae. The transcript has 3 exons.
AUGAACCCGGCCACCCCACGGCGGGUGUGGUCCGUCACGGAGAUUGCCUGGCUCUUGGCCCAGGCCCGUCAGGCGGCCGCGCUUGGGCUAGAAUCUAUGCUCGAGGCAGGAAAGUCCAAGCCUGAGGCUGAGGCCGACGAGAUAGUAGAGAGCCCGAUCCGGGACAGCGCCACGGAAGUCCAACGGUCAACUGGCAACCAGCUCAGCCACGCCGUGGUGGAGCUCACGAGUACCGUCCGGUUCUAUCAUCUGGCCCUCAUCAUCUCAAUCCUCCCUUCUUACAAAUAG